UAUUCAAUAUUCUCCCUCUUCUUAGCCCUAGCAGGCCUUUCAUAGUGAACUCCCCCUCUCUCUAUCCCGUCCAUACCUACUCGUGGACAACUACUAACAGCCGGCAAAACGCGAUUCCGGCAGCUUGGUGACCGUUUCCGUUAAACGGCGGCAUAAAAUUGCAACUCUCUGGAUUUUUUGCGUACGAUUUCCCUUGUCCUCGCCAAAUUUCCGUGCUACACGGUUUCGCUUUCUCACUCACUCAACCAACUCUGCGGCUUUCUCUCUGCCUCUUUUGCUUUCAACCUCUUUCCUUCGCCGCUUUACCCUUCCAUCGUUUGCUUUAGACUUCUUUCUCUCACGUUUUCAGAAAUUUCGCUAACCUGGGCAAUGGAAAGACAAGGACUCAAUGCCAAGGUCUCAACUAACGAUCGGAAGAGUGAAAAUAUCUCAAGGAAGCGAAAAAUUGCAGAACAUAGAAAGUCACUCCCAGUAGCUUCCGUUGAAAACCUGCUCAUACAAGAGGUGCAUAGAAACGAUACAUUGAUUAUCGUUGGUGAAACUGGGAGUGGAAAAACGACCCAAAUACCACAGUUCCUGUUUAAUGCUGGAUUUUGUCGAGAUGGGAAAGCUAUUGGGGUGACCCAACCUAGGCGUGUUGCUGCUGUAACUGUAGCCAAAAGAGUUGCCGAGGAAUGUGGUGUUGAAGUAGGGCAGAAGGUUGGGUAUUCUAUUAGAUUUGAGGAUGUAACUUCUAGUUCCACAAGAAUCAAGUACAUGACAGAUGGUCUGCUGCUAAGGGAAGCAUUGUUGGACCCUUAUCUUUCAAGAUAUUCAGUUAUCAUUGUAGAUGAAGCUCAUGAGAGAACAGUUAAUACCGACGUAUUGCUAGGAUUUUUGAAAGAAGUGCAGAAAACAAGAUCUAGAUCUUUGAAUAACUCUUUUAAUACUGAAAACAUGAAUAGUAAUGGCCUAGUAUUAGAAAGUGGAAAUAAUGGUAAAUAUGUAAGUUCCCUCAGGCAAUAUCGAGGAAGGAAACUGCCUCCAUUGAAGUUAAUUAUCAUGUCUGCCAGUUUAAAUGCACGCCUUUUCUCUGAGUACUUUGGUGGUGCAAGGGCUUUUCGUGUCCAAGGCCGUCAAUAUCCAGUAGCCAUAUUUUAUACCCGUAAGCAUGUAUCAGAUUAUUCAGAGGCCACUCUUAUUACUAUAUUUCAGAUUCAUUUGGAGGAGAGUCCCGGUGAUAUACUUGCUUUUUUGACUGGGCAAGAAGAGAUAGAAUCUAUUGAAAAUCUUGCUAAGGAUAAGAUUCAAAAGUUACCUGAAAGCAAGAGGAAUUUAGUAGUUAUACCUAUAUAUUCAGCACUUCCAUCGGAGCAACAAUUGCGAGUUUUUGCCCCAACUCCACCUGGAGUUCGUAAGGUGAUAUUGGCAACAAACAUUGCUGAGACGUCUGUGACAAUACCUGGAAUCAAGUAUGUUAUUGAUCCUGGAUUUGUAAAAGCACGCACUUAUGAUCCAAAUAAAGGGAUGGAAUCGUUGAUUGUUUUUCCAACCUCAAAAGCACAGGCACUACAAAGGAGGUAUGGGCGUGCAGGCCGUGAAGGACCUGGAAAAUGCUUUCGUCAAUAUCCCGAGGAUAUGUUUUAUAAGCUUGAGGAUUCAACCAAGCCAGAGAUAAAGAGAUGCAACCUUUCUAAUGUCAUUUUACAGUUGAAGGCUUUAGGUGUUGAUGACGUCACGGAAUUUGAUUUCUUGGAACAACCGCCAAGGCAAGCUAUUUACAAGUCGUUGGAGCAGUUGAUUUCUCUUGGGGCUAUAGCCCAUGACGGCAAACUAUCCGAUCCAGUAGGACAUCAGAUGGCUCGUAUUCCAUUAGAUCCAGUAUACUCUAAAGCUCUGAUUGUUGCCAGUCAGUUCAAUUGUUUGGAAGAAAUGUUGAUAAUUGUGUCAAUGCUAUCGGUGGAAUCCAUUUUUUACCACCCUCGUGAAAAGCUAGAAGAGGCAAGAGCUAAAAUGAAAUGUUUUUCAAGUCCGGAAGGUGAUCAUCUCACUCUAAUCAAUGUAUAUCGAUCUGCUGAGGAAAUUUUGGAUAAGAAAAAGUUGGAACUUAGCAAAGAAAAAUUGGAGAAAAGCUUGAGAAAGUGGUGCAAAGAAAAUUUCAUCAAUAGUAGAUCUCUGAGACACGCACGUGACAUUCACAGUCAAAUUAGAGGACAUGUUGAACAAAUGGGCCUUCCUCUUCACUCUUGUGGAGAUGACAAGCUUCAGUUUUGUAGAUGCCUUGCUGCUUCCUUUUUCCUCAACGUUGCCACAAAGCAGCCUGACGGAACAUACAGGGAUUUUGCAAGUGGUGAGGUGGUACAGAUUCAUCCUUCUUCAGUGUUAUUCCGUAAAAAACCAGAUUGUGUAAUUUUCAAUGAGUUUGUGCAAACUAAUCAAAAGUACAUCCGCAAUAUCACUAGAAUUGAUCGACUUUGGCUAUCGGAACUGGCUCCGCAUUAUUAUUCUCUGCGAAGCUAAAUUGACGUGUUCAUGUCCGAAUAGUUCGGUGACAUUCCACAUUGGACAGCUGCACUUCCAGAAGGUAUUUGGGAAAGUCGUUUCAGCAGGAAAGUCGUUUUGGCAGAAAGGGACCUUUCUCCAAGAUCUGCCAGUGCUAUCUAAUGAGAGUUGUAUGAUUGAAAUUUUGAAGCAGAAUACAAAUAUUGAAACAAUUAGUGGUGGGAAUGGGAUCUUAGUGCACAUUCAAAUUCCUAUUCCCACCACGUUCUAUAUCUUUCAAAAUCAGAAUUGAAAUGAGGGUUGGAAUCGGAGUCCCAAUAGGAGAUUGGUUUGGAGAAUUCCUGUGCCCCAUGAGUCCAUGGUGAAAGAAGUUUCUCAUUUUGUGUAAUUAUAUUAAUUUUGAUAAUUAUAGGCUAUCAAAUUGCCAUGUCUUUAUUCUUAAGUUAAUGACAAAAUGCCAUUUGGUAUCAGCCACAA
Messenger RNA from Benincasa hispida (wax gourd), 2958 nucleotides. RefSeq names its product RNA helicase family protein. Gene Ontology annotation, biological process: positive regulation of transcription by RNA polymerase I. Lineage: Eukaryota; Viridiplantae; Streptophyta; Magnoliopsida; Cucurbitales; Cucurbitaceae. The record is from RefSeq and is a predicted model, not a curated record. Gene Ontology annotation, cellular component: nucleolus; intracellular anatomical structure. Gene Ontology annotation, molecular function: ATP binding; double-stranded RNA binding; helicase activity.